Messenger RNA from Tetrahymena thermophila SB210, 1287 nucleotides. Its product is annotated as dual specificity phosphatase domain protein. The record is from RefSeq and is a predicted model, not a curated record. The transcript has a single exon. Lineage: Eukaryota; Ciliophora; Oligohymenophorea; Hymenostomatida; Tetrahymenidae. Gene Ontology annotation, biological process: protein dephosphorylation. Gene Ontology annotation, molecular function: carbohydrate phosphatase activity; protein tyrosine/serine/threonine phosphatase activity; starch binding.
AUGAAUAAUAAUAAUUACAAUAAUAUUCAUAGAUACGAUUUUAAUAUUGUUGAAUUUAAAGUCGUUUGCAAAGUCGAAUGGGGUUAGACUGUUGGUGUCAUGGGAAAUAUCGCUAGCCUUGGUAAUUGGGAAGAUCAAGGUAUUUUUCCUCUUACAUGGACUGAAAAUCACGUCUGGAAAGGCGAAAUGUUAAUUAUGCCUGGCUGCGAAUAAAAUUUUGAAUGCAAAUUUGUUAUUUUCCACAAAGAUGACAAAAACAAUACAAACACUUUGAUCGAAAUGGAAAAAGGUGCUAACCGUUAAUAUAAUCUUAAUAACCCUGCUUAAUUCAUCACUGAGUAAUAACAAGAAUCUUAACAAUCUACUCAAGACAAUAAAUUCAUUAUCAGUGAAAUUUUUAAUAUGCGUAAAGUCACAUUCUCAGUCUAUUCUACUCCUAAUAGCAUUAUUCACAUCUCAGGAAACAUUCCUUAAUUCAAGGUUCCCUAAUAAUUGUGCUACGAACAACAAAUUCCUAGUAUGAAUUGCGAUUAGCAAUUAUCUCUCUACUACCAAGAUUUUUAUGUUGAUAUGAGAGAAGAUAUGAUGAGAUAUUAUUAUAUUAAAAAUUUCGUCUAAGUUGAACGUGGUAUUGGUAGAUACAUUAUUUUCAAUAAUCACAUUACCAAGCCAUUUGCUAUUCAAUAUUCCCUCGCUAUUCCCGAAGUAUUUAAGGAGGAACUUUCCUUUGAUAAUAUUACUGAAAACCUCUCUAUUGGUUCAUUUAUAAACAGUGCCAAUGACAUUUCUUCUCUCCACAAACUCGGAGUUACUGCUAUUGUUAAUUUAUAGACAAAACGUGACAUGGAAAGAAAGUACGUAAAUGCAUAAGAAAUCAGAAAAAUCUGCAAAUCUAAAGGUAUCUUAUUCAUCAAUACUCCUAUCCGUGAUAAUGAUCCUGUUGACUACGUUCAACGUGCUCCUGAAGUUUUGGACAUCAUUGAAGAUCUCUACAAAGCUAAUCAUCACAUUUAUAUCCACUGCACUGCUGGUAUUGGCAGAGCUCCUCAAACUGCUAUUCUUCACUUAGUCUUGCAUCGUAAUUACAAAAUAAAUGAAGCUUCCGAAUUAAUUUUUUCAAAAAGACCUGUUUCUUCUCCUAACAAAGAAGCUAUCAUAUCAGUUUUAAAAAUGCUUUCAGAAAGCUCCAGCGAAAGCACUUCUGAUAGAAGUAUCGAUGAGGAAGAGGAAGACUAUAGAUCAGAGGAAUUCUGCUCAUCUAAUCAAAUAUCUGCUAAAAUAAUGUGA